CGGACGAUUAAAUGGCAGCAUAGAUGAUGCACAGUCUGGUUUGAUCGGAUCGUUUCAGUCGUGACGGUCGUAACGUGAGAUGGGGGAGCAGCCCAGGCCAACCCAACAAGAGAGCAGUCGUGCAGUCGGCAGUGCAAAGCUAGCUAGCUAGCUCUGUGCAAUGCGUAGAGGUAGGGAGUGAAGUCUAUAAUGAAGAGAAAAAUUCAAGAUGGCCGAAGUUUGUUGAAGCACUCUUGCUUUUCUUCCUUUCUUCGAAGGCGACUGGGCGCCGCGUCGAGUAAUGCAGCAGAAUCACCGAGCUUGGUGCUCGCGAUUCUUUUCCGAGAAAUUACGGUCGAGAAUCUGGGAACGUGGUGUCCCUGCUUCAAACUGUGCCAGCCGGAUCAGGUCGAAGAUGCGCGGGAGGCCAAAGUCGGAUCCAGGGAGCUCUGUAUCCGGAGUCCAAGGCGUAAUCUAGCACACUCGCGUUCCAGGAGCUGUCAAGAGGUGGCGGCAAAACUGGGCGUCGACUGGCGACUGGCGACUCUCGCAAGCGGCUCUGACGACGUCGUUGGAUGUCGCGGGUUCGCAGGAGAGAGCGACGGAGAGGAGAGGUGGCGAUGGAGAGGAGAGAAGAGAAGCGAGCAGUACUACGAAGUACGAGAGUUGGAGAGCCAGGCUAAUGGAAAAGAAAAAUUGCACGCCAGAGCAUAAUCCUAAGUACGGGUAAUAACCUACUAGGGGGGGAGGCUCUUGCCGCCCCACCGCGCUGUCGACUUGGGUGCGCCAG
Molecule: messenger RNA, 769 nt
Organism: Trichoderma asperellum CBS 433.97
Lineage: Eukaryota; Fungi; Ascomycota; Sordariomycetes; Hypocreales; Hypocreaceae
Source: RefSeq, a predicted model, not a curated record